GGAAGUAAAAGCGGCGAUGGGGGCAAAAAGAGAGAGAGAGAGAGAGAGAGAGAGGGAGGAGGGGUGGUGCAAAAAAGCUACUCUCCUCCAUGGCUGCCCUCUCUGAGAUGGAACGAUAGGGGAAGAAGACAACAAAAGUGCGGAUGACUGUUGUCGUCGUCGUCGCUAGCUUCUGUCAACCGACUCGCCGCUUUCUUCUCGGGAUUCUCGUUAGGCUGCCUCUUUUUCCGUUCUCGUUGCUGUUCUUGUUCGUUUCCUUUGGCGUAAAGACGGAGUUCCUUUAGCGGAGGCCUUCUUCUUGGGUUGGCUGGUUUCCUUUUGGACCCUGUUGUGUUCUGCUUAAAGAAAAGUGAUAUUUUGUUUGUUACUGCGAGAAAGAGAGGGACGGGGGGAGUUGAAGGUGAGGAGGGCAGAGGAAAUCGCGGUGGUUUCCCUCUUUCCCUUCCGCGAAAGGGCAAUGUAGGUGGGUGGGGAGGGGGGGUUUAAGGGGAUCAGGUUUGUGGGUAUCGGGGUUGUGGAUUGAGAUCCUUGCCAUAGAUGAGCUGCUUUCCUUGUUUAAGCCCUCGCAGGAGGGAGACGAGCUCCAGGAUAGAGGAUAGCGCCAGCGCCCAAUCCGGCUCCAGAUUCCUUGGCGAUUCCUCGGAGAGCGGGAAGAAGGCGUCAUUACCUGGCGGGGAGACGAGUAAAUGCGCGAGGAGCUUUACUUUCCGAGAUCUCGCUGUCGCCACCCAGAACUUUAGAGAAGCCAAUUUGAUCGGAGAAGGGGGGUUUGGAAGGGUUUACAGAGGACGAAUUGAUUCCGGCCAGGCAAGCCCCUGUUUUUCUUCUUGUUUCUGCUUAGUUUUGUCCCUCGCGUCAAGAUUGCACUGGUUAUCAAACUUGGAUGUUGAGGAACAGGUGGUGGCUAUCAAGCAGCUAAAUCGGGAUGGUCUUCAGGGGAACAAGGAGUUUCUGGUGGAGGUCCUCAUGCUGAUCGUGCUACGGCAUCCCAAUCUUGUGAGUUUGAUUGGUUACUGUGCAGAUGGAGAUGAGAGGCUCUUGGCUUACGAGUAUAUGCCAAAAGGCAGUCUGGAAGAUCACUUGUUUGAUCCACCUUCUAGCAAGCCACCCCUUGAAUGGAACACACGAAUAAAAAUUGCUGUUGGGGUUGCGAGAGGGCUCACAUAUUUGCACGAUGUAGCAAAUCCACCUGUUAUUUACCGAGACAUGAAGGCUGCAAACGUAUUGCUAGAUGACGACUUUAACCCAAAACUUUCUGAUUUUGGACUUGCAAAACUUGGACCUGUUGGUGACAACACACAUGUUUCAACGAGGGUGAUGGGAACAUACGGCUAUUGUGCUCCUGAUUAUGCAAUGAGUGGUAAGCUGACACUGAAGUCUGAUGUAUAUAGUUUUGGUGUGCUUCUGUUGGAGCUGAUCACCGGACGAAGGGCUUUCGAUUCUUCAAAAAUUGGCGGCCAACAGAAACUGAUGACUUGGUCAAGACCUUUUCUCAGUGACAGAAGGAAGUUCCACCAGCUGGCCGACCCAUUUCUUCAGGGUCGCUACCCACCGCGACCCUUUCACCAGUUGGUCGUGAUUGCCUCCAUGUGUCUUCAGGAGCAGCCUCAUGUCCGACCCAUCAUUGCUGAUGUGGUUGUUGCUCUCAACCAUGUGGCAUCUCAACCGUACACUCCAGCACCCGAUUCGAAGAUCAUGAGCUCCCCGCCACCACCGUCGCCUUCAGGACGGGUUACUGGUACACCCUCGAGAGGCCGUAAUGGUAAAACUUUGGCACGCAUAUGACUCCAAGUGCGAUGAACUUUGGUUGCAGAAGACGGCCAAAGGGAUUGGAUGUUGUAGGGCACCUACUCAACCUUGUUCUCGUGGAGUUGUUUAUUGGCUGGUCCGUACUGUUGACAUAACUAUCAUGCGUUGGAAUCUCUGAUGGCAAAUGAGGAUGGUGCAGUGAGGGUAGGGAUGGUUGUUUACGAGGAUUGGUCAUCUUGUACAUACUAGUUCAAUGGCAAGCUGGGCGUGGGUUGGCCUGGUUUUGUUUCA
This is a messenger RNA of Musa acuminata AAA Group (dessert banana), 2040 nucleotides long. RefSeq names its product probable serine/threonine-protein kinase PBL21. The transcript has 4 exons. Gene Ontology annotation, molecular function: protein kinase activity; ATP binding. Gene Ontology annotation, biological process: protein phosphorylation. Lineage: Eukaryota; Viridiplantae; Streptophyta; Magnoliopsida; Zingiberales; Musaceae. Bases 538 to 1785 code for a protein of 415 amino acids. The record is from RefSeq and is a predicted model, not a curated record.